Molecule: messenger RNA, 605 nt
Organism: Plectropomus leopardus (leopard coralgrouper)
Lineage: Eukaryota; Metazoa; Chordata; Actinopteri; Perciformes; Serranidae
Source: RefSeq, a predicted model, not a curated record
UGCAUCAGGUGUAAACUGGGUUACUUCAACCUGGACCCCAACAACCCUCAGGGCUGCACCCCCUGCUUCUGCUUCCAGCACUCGUCUGUGUGCGACAGCGCCGAAGGCUUCAGCGUCCACGCCAUCAGCUCCUCCUUCAGCAGAGAUGAUGAGCAGUGGAGCGCUCAGCAGCGUGAUGGUUCCAGUGUCUCCGUGCAGUGGUCUCCCAGCGGACAGGAAAUCUCCCUCAUCUCAGACGACUACUUCCCCAUGUACUUCGUAGCCCCAGAGAAGUUUUUGGGAAACCACAUGUUGAGUUACGGGCAGAACCUGACUCUGAGGUUCCGGGUGGAGAGGCGGGACACCCGGCUGUCGGCCGAGGAUCUGGUCCUGGAGGGGGCCAACCUGAGGGUGGCCGUCCCCCUCAUCGCCCAGGGCAACGCCUACCCCAGCGAUGACAUGCAGACAUACGUAUUCAGGCUCCAUGACAGCACGGAUUAUCCCUGGAGGCCGACCAUCAGCCACGCCGACUUUCAGAAACUUCUCCACAAUCUGACCGCCAUCAAGAUCCGCGGCACCUACAGCGAGAAGAGUACGCAACCGCACACACAACACGCACACAACAC